This is a messenger RNA of Moesziomyces aphidis, 1617 nucleotides long. The record is from the annotation of a GenBank genome assembly. Lineage: Eukaryota; Fungi; Basidiomycota; Ustilaginomycetes; Ustilaginales; Ustilaginaceae.
AUGGCAGACUUUUACAUUCGGUCGGCGACGGCACUGGAUCGCGUGUUGCGCGACGAGUGUUCGGUCAAGGCGGCAGCCUCGGUGCAUGCCGACUCGGGUCGUGUGCUGGCGCUGCUCAUCAAUGCGUUGGCGUACCGUUCGGCGCUUCUAGCUGCGCUCGACGCAGCCAGGGUGCUCAAGCUCGAAGCCAAGGUGUUCACCAUCCUUGCUCCGCCACCAAAGAGCAAGAACGACAAGCCCAAGCAGAAGCCGGUCAAGAAAGAGCUCAAGGAGGUUGCGUCUGCCGAGGCGAUGUGUUUGGUGCUCUGUCACGAUCUGCUCUUCCAGUCGCGCGGGAUUCAAGCCAACAAGACAUGGCCGCCCAAGGUCGCCCUGGAAAAGUACCGGUCCUCGCUGCAUUCGGCGCUGGUCAAGAUGCAGAUCCGACAGGGCAAAGCGAGGAUCCAGGAUCUGCGGUCGGGUGCGCUGUACCACGAGAUGACGGCACGAAUGCCAAGGUGGAUCCGCAUCAACACUCUGCGUGCCACGCGCGACGAGGUGCUCGCCUGGUUGGCCGAACACAGCUAUGCCCAGGUCGAGGCGGAUGAGAUCGGUGGGGUCAAGGAGUUUGCGGUGUCGAAGCACGUGCAGGGCUUGUUGGCGUUCCAUCCCAAGGCGACCAGUGCAUUGUUGCAGACGGAGAUGUACCGCGACAACUGGAUCGUCAUGCAGGAUCUAGCGUCGUGCUUUCCGGCGUACAUUCUCGAUCCGCCGGCAGACGCACAGGUGGUGGAUGCAACCAGCGCACCCGGCAACAAGACCUCGCAUCUAUCCGCCAUAAUGUUCGCCAAGUCUUCGCGACGAAUCGGUCAGAGCGAGGGCAGGGUGGUUGCAUUCGAACGCGAUGCUCUCCGAUACAAGACACUCGUCAAGCGUCUAGCUGCCGUAGGAGCCCUGGCCAAAGAUGCAACUACGGGAAACGUGAUUCCCGAACGCAGGGACUUUCUCACCACCAAUCCGGCCGACUUUGGCGAUGUGACGCACAUGCUGCUGGAUCCGAGCUGCAGCGGAAGCGGAAUCGUUAACCGGCUCGACUUUCUCAAAGAAGACGACGACGUCGACGAGCUCGAAGAUACCGUCGCUGCCGAGACGGGCGAGACUAAGUUGCAGCGUAGACUGCGGCAGCUGGGCGAGUUUCAGCUGCUCAUGAUCCGGCAUGCGUUCAAAUUCCCCGGGCUGCGCAAGGUGGUCUACUCGACCUGCUCUGUGCACGCGCAGGAGAACGAAGCCGUCGUCAUCCGUGCUCUGCACUCCGAAGAGGCCGACAAGUUCGGCUGGAGAUUGGCACCCCGCUCAGAGGUCAUUCCUACCUGGCCCGUCAGGGGCGAUCCCGAUGCGUGCGGCAAAGAGCAAGGUGUGGCGGAGAGCGUCAUCAGGUGCAUUCCGGGAGGCAAGGGAGAGGGGGACAAGCCACACGUAGAGGCGUGCAAUGGCUUCUUUGUAGCCUGCUUCGUCAAGCAUGCGCCGACAAAGAGACCACUGGAAGAAGAGCAAGAUACACCGACGGGCAACUCGGCCAACCGCAAGAAAAAGCUGCAGAAACGACGCCAGAAACAGCGCCUGGCACAACAAGCCUAG